AUGUAUAAUAACCAAUGUCCUGCAUUCUAUCAAAAUGUUAUACGUAUGCAAAAAUGUGUGACAUUCAAUCAGGUUAAAGGUAUUUUCGGAUUUGUGGAAAGCGAUUUAGUCGGAAAAAUAGCAUUUCCCGUUGUCCAAGCCGCACCGGCACUUUCCAGUACAUUUCCAUUCAUAUUUGGUAAUCAAAAAGUCCAUUGUCUUGUUCCGUGUGCCAUCGAUCAAGACCCAUAUUUUCGUAUGUGUCGUGAUGUAGCACCACGAUUGGGUUUCCCCAAAUGUGCUUUAAUACAUUCGACAUUUUUCCCGGCUCUACAAGGUGCAAAAUCAAAAAUGUCUGCAAGUGAUGAAAAUUCGGCUAUAUUUCUUACGGACAAACCAGAAACGAUUAAAAACAAAAUAAAUAAAUAUGCAUUUUCUGGUGGCCGCAGUACAGUGGAGGAACAUCGUAAAUAUGGCGGUGUACCCGAUAUUGAUGUGGCAUAUCAAUUGCUAAAUUUCUUUCUCGAAGAUGAUGAUAAAUUGAAGACAAUUCACGAUGCCUACAAGAAGGGACAAUUGCUGACAGGGGAAAUUAAGAAAAUAGCCAUUGACACUGUAACACCAAUUGUGGAGUGGCAUCAAGCUGUACGUAAAGAAAUAACUGAUGAUGUUUUGCAAGCCUAUAUGAAAAUACGUCCACUGAAAUUCGAAGGCAGUUCCUAA
Messenger RNA from Musca vetustissima, 702 nucleotides. Its product is annotated as tryptophan--tRNA ligase, cytoplasmic-like. Gene Ontology annotation, cellular component: cytoplasm. Gene Ontology annotation, molecular function: tryptophan-tRNA ligase activity; ATP binding. The coding region runs from base 1 to 702 and encodes 233 amino acids. Gene Ontology annotation, biological process: tryptophanyl-tRNA aminoacylation. Lineage: Eukaryota; Metazoa; Arthropoda; Insecta; Diptera; Muscidae. The transcript has 3 exons. The record is from RefSeq and is a predicted model, not a curated record.